UGUUUUUAAUUUAAAAUGGCGUCUAAGUGAUUAAUAUUAUUAUUAUUAUUUUUAUUAUUAUUUUUUUUCACACUAGAUUUCCUAUAGGUACUAGGUAGUCGAAAACCUUUUAAAAAUUGUAUAAUUCGUAUUUUGCUUAGUAUUUUAGUUGUUUAGUACCACGAUAAUAUUGUCAUACUUGUGCUCCGACCAUCGCCAUCCGACGGGUCCGAUUAGACUCUGUCUACAGUGUUUAAUACUUAUAAAUAAAUAAUAGUAAUAAUAAUUAAUAAUGUCAUCUCAGUGCGCGUCGUCUACCCGGGGCACCGUCGUCCCGUCCAGAACAAUGACAGCUCGAUUGGGGGUGGCAAAAUUGUAUUUUUCCUAGUGCACUAUUUCCGCUUAAGCCGGCACUGGAUAUAGGUGCAGAUCUUUAAUUUUAUAGAUUAAAUCUAUAUGUAACAGAAGAAAAACUAACUAAAAUGAUUAAGAAGUGAGUACCACAAAGAACCCCGAAUGAACAAUGGGUUCGACCCAAGGGGAGAUUAGAGUUGGGCCAUCUCAUCAGGCUAGAUUACCGGAUUUUCGAACUGCUGUUAACAAUUUGAAUGGAAUAGUUGGAGAAGAUAGAGAAGAAGCUCGUUGGGUAUCAGGCACAGUGAGGGAUCGUGAUUUAUUAGUUUAUUUACGUGCAGCUCGUUCCAUGGCUGCAUAUGCUGGUAUGUGUGAUGGGGGAUCAGCGGAUGAAGGUUGUAUUGCCGCAUCACGCGAUGAUACAACAAUCAAUGCUUUUCAUAUUCUACAUGAUUCUGGUUAUGAUCCAGGAAAAGCAUUACAGGCCCUAGUUAAGUGUCCGAUGCCUAAAGGAAUUGAUAAAAAAUGGUCUGAAGAGGAAACGAAAAAAUUUGUAAAAGGAUUAAGGCAAUAUGGGAAAAAUUUCCAUAGAAUCAGAAAAGAUUUACUACCCCACAAAGAUACUCCGGAAUUAGUUGAGUAUUAUUAUUUAUGGAAAAAAACACCAGGUGCAAACAAUAAUAGGCCACACAGAAGAAGACGACAGGGAUCAUUAAGGAGAAUCAGAACUACUAGAGCUACUAGGCCAUCAAGUGCUCAAAAGGAUGAAACUAGUACAGGUUCUCGCCCUUCUCCAAUUUCAAAAGAACCUGGUGAUGGAAGUUCUGGUGUAAGUGAAGAUGAUGGUGGUAAUACUGAAGAUGAUUCAGACUCUAGAGAUAAUACUACACUAUUUCGAUGCCAUCAUUGUUUUGCCACAAGUACUAGAGAUUGGCAAAAUGCAGCCAUUGGACCUAAACAAGGAAAUUUGUUGUGUUUUGAAUGUAGAAGUUAUAAUAAAAAAUAUGGUGAAUUACCACCUACACCUCAAUCACCUGCUGAGUGUCCUAGCCCGACUACUUCUGAUGUUACUGUUACUGCUGAAUCGCCAAGUAGAAUGCGUACUCGCAAUAAAUCAAAAGAAACGCCUACUAAAAGCAUACAAAGUAGAUCUAAACGUAGCAGAGCAAAUACACCAGAAAUCAGUCAAGAUAAUGAAAAAAAAGAAAUGUCAGUGGCAUCUCCUUCAGCUGAUAAAUCUAAAUCUAAGGGAAAUUUAAGUGAUACGCCAAAAAAACGAUCCUUAGAUACUGAUGGCGAAGAAGAAAGUCCAUUGAAACGCGAAUCAAAUAAUUCUGAAAGCACUAGUUCUGAUGGAUAUUCUGGUAAUGAUGAUGAAGCUCAAAUUGCUACUGUAGCAUCAAGUGAAUCUAUAAAUCAAGAAACGGAAGUAUCUGAAAUUAUGCAGACAGAAACACAACCUGAAUCUGAAUUUACCCCUGUUGUUAUUCCUAAAGAGGAACCUAUUCAAGAACAAAAUACUGAAUCUCAACCUGACGAUAUGAUGGUGAUUUCAGCUGAUAAUAAUAGUAGUGAAAAUAUGUCAAUUAAAAAUGAAACUAAUGAUGAGCCUAUGAACGUUGACGUACCAGAAGAAUCUCAACUGUCCAUAAAUUCAACUGAUGAAAUUGAAAAAGAAUCGGUAGAAAAAGCAUCAACAUACUCAUUACCGAAUUCUCAGUUUGGCACUGAAAAUGUGACACCUUCAGAUACCGAUGUUGAAGUUAAAGAAGAACUAACAACUACCACAACUACAUCAGAUGAGAUUUCUCAAUCUCAAGUUGAACAACCUAUUCAAGAAGAAUGCAUGACUUCACCAAUUGCUUUAACUUCAUAUUCACCAAGACGUUCAGAAGCAAUAAAACCACCAACUCCUAACCAAUCUCAAAUACUUGUACCUAAUUUUCAAAACUCAUUUAAUGAUCAAGAGAGAAUCGGAGAUAAAUCAACAUUGAAUGUGCCUUCUGUUCCUACACCUGUGACACAAUCUUUUACCACUCCAUUUUAUCCAUAUAACAAUAAUCAAAUUUCAGAUAAAAUACAUAUUCCGGUGUAUGAAACACAAUUGGAACCUCAAAAUUUAAAAAUAAAACAAGAAAUAUCAGAUCCAUUACAGUCUUUAAAAGAAGUCAAAGUUCCAGGUUAUAAUGGUCCUGGUGCAGUUUCACAACCAUUACAAGCAACAAGCUCUGCCAUUAGUGUUAAUACAGAUUUAGCAAAUAUGUCAGUUGAAACUAUUAAAAAGGAACCAGAACUAAAAUCUCCAUUGCAAGUCAAGACACAUACACAAACCUCAUCUGCGCCAUUAUUUGCUCCACCGUCGUCUAUUCCUCAACCCGUAAUGCAUCCUUCACAACAAAUGUCACAAUUAAGUCGAAUAUCUCCUGCUGGUGGAGUCCCACCCCAUCAUCAUUUUGCUGCUAUGCAUCCACACCAUCCUUUAUUACACCCACAUUCAUUGUUUGCUGCUGCUGCAGCUGCACAUGCAGUUCUCCAUAAUCCUUAUCAUCCUCAUGCUCACCCUGCGUAUGCAGGAUAUCCACCAUAUGGGUUUCCAUAUGCACCUUAUCCUAUUCCUCCACCAAGUAAGCGUGGUCCUGAUGAAACGACAACAAUGACAGCUCAUCAUCAUCAUUCAGUUAGUACCAGCAGCCGUAUAGAUGAAGAAAUUACUCAUCAUUCCAGCUCAACAUCAGUUCAACAUCUUUCAAGUUCUACGGAUAAACAUACUUUAUCCCAUUCAACCACUUCUUCUUCUCAAUUGGUACAACACAAGUUAAAAAGAGGAAACAGUCCUCAAUCAGGUUCAAGUCAUAUAUCAGCAACUCUAUCGCACACUACAUCUUCAUCAUUAUCUACUCAUGGUGGUGCUGGGAAUACAGGAAAUGGUAGUCAUAUACAUCAGCAUCAGCAUACUCAUCAUCAUCAACAUGCAUCAUCAUCUGUACAUGGAUCAAGUCGAAGUUUACCUCCUCAACCUAGUGCUAUUAAAGGCAUACCACAUCACACACCAUUAUCUUUGGAAGCUCUGAGAGCUCAUACAGCAAUACAUGGUUAUAUGGGAGCUAUGGAGUUAGCAACAGGAAUGCCUCCUGGAAUGGAAAUGAUAAAACCAGAUCAAAUGAUGAGUCAAAGUACUGAUGAUGGUAAUAACGAAGAAGAGAGUUCACCGAGUCCAAACUUGCAUGUACCACAUGGACCAUCUCCUGAACCUAAAAUUGAAGACAGUGAAUGUCAUCGUAGUCAAAGUGCAAUAUUUUUGAGGCAUUGGAAUAGAGGUGAUUAUAAUUCUUGUUGCCGUACUGAUUUAACAUUUAAACCAGUUCCUGAGUCCAAACUCAGUAGAAAGCGUGAAGAACGAACUAGGCGACAAGCUGAGAAGGAACGUGAUGAACGAGAUAAAUCUCAUUCAAGGAAAAAUUCAAACAAUGACAAACAUAUGCAAGCUCCUAAUGAACAGAUAACUAAACCACCUUCUCGAAGUAGCAUUGAAGCACUACAAUCACCUUAUGAUAGGGUUAAUAGUUAUCAACACAGAGGUGCACCAGCAAAUGCCCCAAUGUAUCCAGACACUCCUGCAUUACGACAGUUAAGUGAAUAUGCACGACCACAUGCUGGUUUUUCACCAGUUUCAUUAAACCGUUCAGCACCAGGAUUAGGUUUGCCACCACAUUGCAUUGAUCCAAUGUUACAUUAUCAAUUUAAUAUGUAUCCACGUGACAGAUUUGAAUAUGAACAAAUGGAACGUGAAAAGCGUGAAAGAGAGUUAAGAGAACUUCGUGAAAAAGAAUUGAGUGAUAGACUUAAGGAUGAAUUUUUAAAGUCUGGAUCAUCUGGUCCACCCAGAAUUGACCCACAUUGGAUUGAACUUCAACGUCGCUAUGGGGGAACACCUGGUAUACAUCCAUUCGGUUUGUAUACUUCACCUGGAGCUCCUAGUCAGCCUAGUACUCCUAGUAACAUGAAUCCAUUAGAUAGAGAGCGUAUGGACAGACUCGGUGGUGGGCCUAAUGUAAAUUCAAACCAAAAUAAUUCUGGUGGUGGUCCUCCUGGCUCAUCUGCUGAAGAAGCAAAUCGUCUAGCUUUAGCAACAGAUCCUAUGGUCAGAUUGCAGUUGGCUGGAAUUUCACCUGAAUACCAUGCACAUACACAUGCACAUUCUCAUACUCAUCUACAUUUACAUCCAGGACAGCAAGCAGCUGCUGCUGCUGCCGCAGCGGCAGCUGCUGAUAGCUCAGCUUCUGCUUCUUCACCUUCAGUUUACCCACUUGGUUCUUCUGGCGGUUACCCUCGUCCGAACCUUUUACCUGGGCGUGAUCCUACAUUAGGACUUCAUCAUCCAAGUGAUGUAUUAGCCCGGCCAUUUGCAGAUCAAGUAAGACCGUUCCCAGAUCAAGUUAGACCAUUUCCAGAUCAAGUCGCACAUGAACAUUUUCAAAGACAAAUGAUGAUGGAACGUGAACGUUUUCCACAUCCAGCUUUAAUGGCUCAUGAAGAAUUUAUUAGGCAACAGCAACAAAGAGAGCGAGAAAUGAAAGUUCGUGCACUUGAAGAAGCUGCACGAGGAAGGCAAUAACUUUUUCAAUGUUAAUUUACAACAAUAUGUGUAAAAUAUCAUAUAAUUUAAAUGUUGUAAAGAAAAAUAUUACAUUUGAACCAAAAGGGUAAUUAAUGUAAAUUAACUAAAUUAACAAUUAUUAAUGGUGUUUCAUAGUAUGAAUAAAUUAAUUUUUAAAGUCGUACUAACUAGUUUUAUUUAACAUAAUAAAAGAAUAAAAACAUUUUUUUUUUUUAAUUUUUAUUUAUAUAAUAUAUAUUUUUUUAAUGUAAAUAUUCAAUUUAUGCUUAUUAUUACACAAUUAUAUGGCAAAUGGUAAUUACUAAUUUAAUAAAAGUUAUAAGUUUAGUAACUAUGUAAUAAUUAAUGUUAGUUAUUAUACAACUAAUUAUUAAGUGUAUGCAAUUUUUGGUAUAUAUUUUUAAUGUUAUCUAUUGAAUAUUUUAAGUUUAUUUAUAAAGAUAAAAAGUUAAAAUACAAUUAUGCACUAAACUAAACAUACCUAAUAUAAGAAAUGCAAUACAAUUUUAAAUUAAUAUUUAAUUUUUAAAAAUUCAUAUUGUAAGUAAUAACUUUUAAUCUUUUAAAAUUAAGAUAAUAUGUGCUUAUAUUAAAUUGUUUUAAUUUAAAAUUUCUUAUUAAGAUUGUACUUAUAAGUACUUAAUAUAAAAUAAUUAGCAACUAGUUAAAAAAAAUAAUAAGUGCAAGUAAAUUUUUGUAUUUGCAACACCCUUAUCAAAAUCAAUCCGUCACACUACUAGGGAUUAGUUUAAUAAUUGCCCUUUUAAAUUAAUGCAUAUAAAAUUAACCAUUAUGCACUAUUUGCGUUCAUCAAAAUUAGUUCUUAUAAUAUGAAUAUAUGAUACUAUUUUAAUUAAAAUAUUUUGUAAAAAAAAAAAUAUUGAUUGAAAACUUAUUAUUUUGGAAAAAAUACUAUAGACUACAAUUAGAACUGUUAAAUUGAAUUCAUUUUUAUUAAGGUUUCAUAACCCUUCUACAAUAGAAGAAAUAUUAUUAAAUUACAUUUCACUGCUCAAAUCAUACUAAACCAGUAACCUUGUUUGAUAGUAUAAAAUUAUUAAUCUCAGUUAUAAAUUACACAUUUUAUUAACACUAUUUUCUUGCAUUCACUAUCAAAAACAAAUCAAUUGGUUUUAAAUUUUUUUUUAACACUAAAUUAUUUAAUAAAUUGUAAAAUAGAAAUGUUUACCAAAAAUAUGGUGCUAUUUUAAAGUAGCAAAAAUAAUUUUUCUUGUUAACUUAAAUUAGUUUAAAAACUAAUAAUAUAAUACCUAAAUAUAUAAAUAUUAGGAAAGUAAUUUGUCUUUAAUAUUAUAUAAGGUAUAAUAC
Molecule: messenger RNA, 6280 nt
Organism: Metopolophium dirhodum (rose-grain aphid)
Lineage: Eukaryota; Metazoa; Arthropoda; Insecta; Hemiptera; Aphididae
Product: arginine-glutamic acid dipeptide repeats protein-like
Cellular component (GO): nucleus
Molecular function (GO): transcription corepressor activity
Source: RefSeq, a predicted model, not a curated record